Molecule: messenger RNA, 2181 nt
Organism: Pochonia chlamydosporia 170
Lineage: Eukaryota; Fungi; Ascomycota; Sordariomycetes; Hypocreales; Clavicipitaceae
Product: nitrate assimilation regulatory protein nirA
Exons: 5
Coding region: 1-2181 (726 amino acids)
Biological process (GO): regulation of DNA-templated transcription
Molecular function (GO): DNA-binding transcription factor activity, RNA polymerase II-specific; zinc ion binding
Source: RefSeq, a predicted model, not a curated record
AUGGAGGCGAGGAAGAGAGAGCGUCCUAUCCUCCCUGCAUCGUCCCGACCUAGUGAAGCGGUGGACAAGCUUGAACAAGAAGACGAGGAUUUUCAGCCCCGCAAGCAGCGACGUCGGCCCGCACACAUUGCAUGUAAUAAUUGUAGGCUUCAGAAAAAGAGUUGUGAUGGAAAGCGGCCGCGUUGCACGACAUGUCGUCGACGACAGCUGGAUUGCGUUUACCGACAAGGGCAAAGAGGCAGCAAUGCUGGAACCACGGAGCAACUUGGAGCGCUCCAGCAUCAGUUGAAGAAUCACCAAGAUUUCUUGGACUAUCUCCGAUUUCUACCGGACCAUGAGGCCAUGGGAGUACUCGCCCAACUACGCCUCGUCCCAGAUGUUUCUUACCUGCUCUCCAGGGCUAAUGGAGGCGUGUUCUUGCGGAACUGUCUCUCUGAACACAAGACCGCCCGCGCAAUGUCGCCAUCUACGCAGUCGGAGGUCGAGUUUGAGCUAAUGGCACAGUAUCAGACGGCGUAUCCGAAGCUCCCUGUUGUCGAUCUGGAGAGUGGUGAUGGCGUGUUCAACAGCCCGGGUCGAAAAUCCAGGGCUUCCAUGCCAAAAACUCAAAGCAACCAAGGAAAAGAAUCAUUCGUGUUGGAUGGCAGCCAUAGUGAUGAGCCGGUAUCCAGGAACCAUUGCGAAGCGUUUCAUCAACUUUCAUCCCCAAUAGGGCCAUCAAUACCUCCUCUAUAUUGCGACAGCAUAUUGCGUCAGUUAGACAUCAGCUACUGGAUCAAAGUACCCGUAUCAAAUGAGGUUGCCGCGAGACUUAUUUCCUAUUAUCUCACGACCGACCACUCUAUUUUUGGUAUUUUUGACAGCGAUUUAUUUCUGGAAGACCUCGUCGGCCAUGGCCUCCAGUUUUGCUCCGCCUUUUUAGUUUGCUCCAUAUUGUACUUGUCGAGUCAAGGGUACACAGCUGUAGAUCCUAAAUCGGCAUACCUCACGACCGCCUUCUUCCAAGAGGCAGAGAUGCUACAGCACGGCGAAAUGGCCGACGACUCGGUCACAACGGUGGCGGCAAUCGAAAUAUUCAGCUUCGCGUGCAUGCUUCACGGAAACGACUCUCUAGGCAGGGAGGCGUCCUUAGCAGGACGGUGCAUGGCCGAACGACUAGGUCUCUUUGGAGUCCCUUUUGAGCACCCUCUUGCGCAAUCUCUCCACGAUAUGGCACCAGAUCGCGUAAGAUCAGCUUCAUACACUGCCUGGGGAGCAUACAACUGGUUAACAACCAUCGUCUUCUUCUUGGAGCAGCAGCCGAUCCAUUUUCCACCAAGUCUACCAGUCCCCGGAGACACCAGAGUAUCUGAUAACAACACUCUGAAAGCGCUGCCACUUCCUUUGUGUCGCUUUGUGGGACGGGAAUUCCCCUCGUCGUGCAAGUUAUGGACAAUCGUUCAGGAAGUAGCCGCUGUCUACCGCAUGGACAGCGACAUUCCUGUUCGUGAGCGCGUUCCCAUGGCAUUCGCAGAGGCCAAGUGUCGCAAGCUAUUCGCUUGGGCGAACACCAUCAAACAUGACGCCGCCUUGGAUGCGUGCAGUCCCCUAAACAUGACUAUAUUCCACUUGAUGCUACAUUACACUGUUGCCCUCACUCUACAUCCCUUUAUUAACAGCCCACGAACACAUCGUCUACGAUCCUUCACUUCGUACGACAGCCACCCAAGAGCCAUUUACGCCGCGUCCAUCAACCAAAUAAAACAGCUUGUUCUCCAAUGCUACACGUACAACCUCACCACGUUUCGCUGCGCCCUCCUCAACCCAGGCUUGCUCACCCUCUGCACCGCCCUGCUAGUAGAUAUCCCCGAUCCGCAGUGGAAGCCCUACUUUUUAAUCGCCUUUUACUGCUGGAAAAGUCUGUAUGUUUGCUUCCCGGUCUUUCACGACAUCGCAAAGGGGAUCCUGUCACUGGCAAUGCAGAAAAGGGCGUUUGCGAAAUCCGAGGCUAGAGCCCUGAUGGAUGAGUUUGAAAAGUCUGGUCUUCAUCAUGCUGCUGCGGAGGAUCCUACGACCAGUUUUGUGUUUGACUGGCUUGUGUCAUUGGCGUCGCCGUCGGAGGCGCAGAUGCGGCUUAUGUCACUCAAGUUUGAUGAGCUUAUCUUGGUUGAGGAGCUUACUACCGUUGAUGGUUCGGAUUGA